CCGACAUGCUCAUUCGUGCACUACGAUCGAGACACUGCUUCCUCCUCCCCCACAGCGAGUUAUCAUCGCAACACCCCCGUUGUUACCUCCGGCGCCCAUCAUGAUGCCGCCACCGAUGAUCAUCCAGCCACCUCCGCCACCCCAGGCUCCGGCGUACCAGUACGCCUACCAGACGACGGCACCCGUGACCCAGGGGACCACGUCGGUACGCCGCGUCACGUCGCUGUCGCAGCUGUACAGCAGCACCGUCGCCACCGCUCCAGCCUACCCGCAGUACCAGUACGCGUACCCCACGGCAGCGCCGGUGUCCCAAAGGACGGUGUCCUUCCGUCGCGUCGGUUCCACGUCGCAGCCGUGUCAAGUGAACACUCAAAUUCCAGCCACGACAACUGUCCAGUAUGCUGAGUACCCCACAGUAACGCAGACGCCCCAGGGGGCUACGACGUCAGUGACUCGCGUCGUGUCCGCGUCGCAGAUGUGACGAGGAGGAGCGCAGGUGCCGAC
Molecule: messenger RNA, 504 nt
Organism: Ixodes scapularis (black-legged tick)
Lineage: Eukaryota; Metazoa; Arthropoda; Arachnida; Ixodida; Ixodidae
Exons: 2
Coding region: 101-481 (126 amino acids)
Source: RefSeq, a predicted model, not a curated record